AUGCGUUCCAAGUUCAAGGACGAGCACCCGUUCGAGAAGCGCAAGGCCGAGGCGGAGCGCAUUCGCCAGAAGUACAACGACCGCAUUCCCGUCAUCUGCGAGAAGGUCGAGAAGUCGGACAUCGCGACCAUCGACAAGAAGAAGUACCUGGUACCCGCCGACCUGACCGUCGGACAGUUCGUCUACGUGAUCCGUAAGCGCAUCAAGCUGUCACCUGAGAAGGCCAUCUUCAUCUUCGUUGAUGAAGUUCUGCCGCCUACCGCCGCGCUCAUGAGCUCGAUAUAUGAGGAGCACAAGGAUGAGGAUGGCUUCCUGUACAUUACGUACUCCGGCGAGAACACAUUCGGCGAGGCUAUCUAG
Messenger RNA from Alternaria triticimaculans, 360 nucleotides. It is a transcript of the gene ATG8, whose product is annotated as ubiquitin-like protein atg8. Bases 1 to 360 code for a protein of 119 amino acids. The transcript has 3 exons. Gene Ontology annotation, cellular component: cytosol; autophagosome; fungal-type vacuole membrane. Gene Ontology annotation, biological process: macroautophagy; cellular response to nitrogen starvation. NCBI's taxonomy places the organism in Eukaryota, Fungi, Ascomycota, Dothideomycetes, Pleosporales, Pleosporaceae. Gene Ontology annotation, molecular function: phosphatidylethanolamine binding. The record is from RefSeq and is a predicted model, not a curated record.